Pelodiscus sinensis (Chinese soft-shelled turtle) is the source of this 2827-nucleotide messenger RNA. The record is from RefSeq and is a predicted model, not a curated record. Lineage: Eukaryota; Metazoa; Chordata; Testudines; Trionychidae.
AAGAAGAAAUAGUGGCUGAUGGCUCCUUCUCCUGACUUUGUCCACUUGUGGAGAGAAAGGGAUUCCAGGUGCUGUUCUUACUCCCUCUGAUGGGAGAAGGAAAUAGUAUGGGCCUCUGCUAAUUUGCCAUAGGGAGUGAAAAUAAAGGGAGGAGAGAGAAGAAAAAAGAAGCGGAGAGAAACUGGAGGAAAGUGAUAGAAGGAAGAAUAACAGCAGGUGUGAAGCAGUUACACAUAAACAUCGUGCUUUCUGACUGUUGCCGGAAUGAUUUCUACACUCCUGACGCAGACGCUGCUGUGCAGCGUCUGGUGUCCUGUGGUAUCUACAACGAUCUUCAGUCUAGCUCCCAACCAGUUAGUCACAAUGGAUGCCCUCAAUGGUGCUGCUGAAACUGAAGAUCCGAAACAAGCUUCUACUGUUCCCCGUGAUCCAGACCUGGGGAUAACUGAAACUGAUCCAGUCACAGAUGGUAGAACUCAAGAAAACAGGAAUGCAGCAGAAAAACACUGCUUCUGUGACAGCCCUGGACAAAAGGGAGAACAGGGUGAAAAAGGGUAUCCAGGUAACCCAGGGAAGAAAGGAGUACAAGGGCCCUUGGGAAAAACUGGACAACAAAGACUAAAAGGAGAAAAGAGUAAUCAAGGACCCAAAGGUCAUCUAGGUAAACCAGAGCUGCCUGGUCAGAAAGGAGAACAAGCUACAAAAAUGUGGCAUUUACCUUGGCACAGCGCCACCUUCAUUAUACUUAUUGCUGCAGUUGUACGCACAGAGGCGAAAGCUACCCUGCCUGUAAAGUUUACUAAGAUAAAGUCUCCAGAGAUGGAGGUCACUGAUGGCUUUGACACAUCCAUUGUGCCACCCACUGAAGAAAGUCCUGUCACAGACAUAUCGGAAACAAGUGAAAUGCCAGUGGAGUUAUCCACGCUGAACUCGGCCUUCAGAACGGCCACCACUCUCUUUCCUUUUGAAAACUUUACUCUUGACACUGCUGAUUUCUUUUUUAAUUGCUGUGAUUGCUGCACCCCUGUGUCAGGUCAGAAAGGGGAACCAGGAGAGCAUGGACUACCAGGUUCUAAAGGAGAGCCAGGAGAUACUGGCCCUCCGGGCCUACCAGGAAUUCCUGGACUUCAAGGUCCAAAGGGCUCCAAAGGAGACAAAGGAGAUAAAGGAGAACAUGGUGACCAAGGAACAAAUGGAAUUCCAGGGUAUCCAGGCAAACCUGGAGAACAAGGUGAAGCUGGAGUUAAAGGAGACAAAGGAAACUCUGGCCUUCCUGGAAUGAAAGGGCAGAAGGGAUUGAAGGGGGACACUUGUGAGAAUGGGACCAAAGGAGAAAAGGGAGAUAAGGGAGAUCUGGGUUUACAGGGGCAAGAUGGAGAAAAUGGAGACAAAGGGGAAAAGGGAGACCUGGGGGAAAAGGGGCUUUGUGGGGAUCCAGGGGAGAGAGGUGAGAGGGGGGAAAAGGGAGAAGCUGGAAUAAAAGGGGAAAAAGGCAGCAAAGGAGAUGCUGGAGUUGAGGGUAUUCCUGGGAUGAAUGGACAAGAGGGAGAAAAGGGUGAGCCAGGCAGUAAGGGUGAAAAGGGGGACUUGGGACCACCUGGUGUGAUGGGACCUGUUGGGCCAAAGGGAAAUCCUGGUAGUAAAGGGGCACGAGGAACUAGUGGAAAAAAAGGCUCCAGAGGUAUCAAAGGCUCUAAGGGUGAUAGCUCAAAAGCCCGAAGAUCAGCUUUCAGUGCUGGCUUGUCAAAGUCUUUCCCUCCACCUAAUGUCCCUAUUAAAUUUGAUAAGAUUUUGUACAAUGACCAGGAAGAUUAUAAUCCUUCGACAGGCAAGUUCAACUGCAGCAUUCCUGGAGCGUAUGUCUUUGCUUAUCACAUGACGGUCAGAGGGAGGCCUGCUCGCAUCAGUAUUGUGGCACAAAACAAGAAGAUUGUCAAAACCCGUGAAACACUGUAUGGUCAAGAAAUAGAUCAGGCAUCUUUCCUGAUUAUUUUGAAAUUAAAUGUAGGGGAUCAGGUUUGGUUGGAGGUUGCACGGGAUUGGAAUGGGGUCUAUGUCAGUGCUGAAGAUGACAGCAUAUUUACAGGAUUUCUUUUGUAUCCAGAUGAUAUUUUUGAGACCUUAACAUAAAUAUAUGAUGAUAAAUACAUUAUUAAGAAGUGAAACAUUUCUUUCAUUCACAUUAUCAGUAGGAAGAAGAGGGAGAAGGGCGAAGGAGAAAGAAAUGGUCACUUUAGUGAAAUAGACGUCAUAAUCUGUCUAUACAAAUAUUUAUAUUUCUAAGAAACUGAUUAAUUUCAACUAAAAAGCCCCCAAAGUGCAACCAUCCUCUAUAGUGAUACCUAAUUUUUUGAUUAUAUAAAUAAAUAUACAAAUGCAUUCAGGAAAAUAUAGAUCCCAAAGAGAUUUCAUUUACUCUUCAGACCCAUAUCAAAUCAUUAAAAUCACAGAGAAAGUCAAUAUAUUAGUUUAAUUCAGAUUAGGCCAAAUCUUGUGGUAAUUAUGAAUCAAAAUAUCCAUGGGAGUCAGUAUUGAAGUUAAUUGGAAUUUCAAGUUUUAGAUAAAGAUUGUAGGAUUUGACUCAGAGAUUAAUUAAAUACAACUUCAAGUAGUAGGUUUCUUCAAAUCAUGUUCAUAGAUUUAAAUAAAGGUUUGUUGUCAAACGACUAUUAUGUGAUGCUUUAUACCUGGUAAUGCAUGGAAUAAAAGGUUGACCUAGAGAUUAUAGUAUAAUCACUCAAUCAGUGUGAAUUACUCUGUUCAUCAAAUUAUUGUUGUAUAUAGGAGAACUGAGUAUCUUUGGAAGAGCAAAGAAUAAAAUAAAAUG